AUGUUGAGGCUCCUGACCAGGUGUCGGAGGGACCUCUCAUCCCUUGUGGUUCCACUCUCCAUGAGAAGCACCAGCAGUAAAACCAAUGAUAGCCUCAAACUAGCCAACAAAGUUGCUGUGAUCACAGGAUCCACUAACGGGAUCGGCUUCGCCAUCGCUCAGCGCCUGGCCCAGGACGGGGCCCACGUGGUGGUCAGCAGCCGGACGCAGCAGAACGUGGACCGGGCCGUGGUAGCGCUGCAGGGGGAGGGGCUGAGCGUGACGGGCACUGUGUGCCACGUGGGGAAGGCAGAGGACCGGGAGCGGCUGGUGGCCACGGCCCUGGAGCACUGUGGGGGUGUGGACUUCCUGGUAUGCGUGGCAGGGGUCAAUCCUAUGGUGGGAAGUACCUUGAAGAGCAGUGAGCAGGUCUGGGACAAGAUCCUGGGCGUGAACGUGAAGGCCCCAGCCCUGCUGCUGAGCCAGCUGCUGCCCCACAUGGAGAAGAGAGGGCAAGGUUCGGUGGUCCUGGUCUCCUCAGUCGUAGCCUAUACUCCAGUUGUUAGUCUUGGGGCCUACAAUGUCAGUAAAACAGCCCUGCUGGGACUCACCAAGACCCUUGCAGUGGAGCUGGCACCAAAGAACAUUCGAGUGAACUGCCUGGUACCAGGAGUCAUCGAUACAAACUUCAGCCAAGUGAUUAUCAAGGACCCAGAUGUUGAGAACCAUCUGAAGGGACUCCAUAGUGUACAGAGAAUGGGGCAGCCCAGGGAGUGUGCCGGGCUCGUGUCCUUCCUGUGCUCUCCAGACGCCAGCUACAUCACUGGGGAGAACAUCGUGGUUGCCGGCUACUCCCCCCACCUCUGAGGGACAGGAGGGCAGAGAACGGGCUUGCCUCUCCACGCGGGAGCCUUGUGUGGCGCUGCAGUACAUUGUUGGUGAAGAGUUUGUGCUCCAGAUACACACUUUGGUUCAAACUCUUCACUGUCACACUCAUGUGGACAUAUGGAGGUAAAACUCAAUAGAAAUCAAGUGGGUGAGAGGGGUAAAUU
This is a messenger RNA of Microcebus murinus (gray mouse lemur), 1031 nucleotides long. Lineage: Eukaryota; Metazoa; Chordata; Mammalia; Primates; Cheirogaleidae. The record is from RefSeq and is a predicted model, not a curated record.